AUGGAUGUGGAUCUAUCAAGGCUUGACAAGCAGAGGCAAGCAAUGCAUGGAUGGAUUUCCUCCUCAUUCUUCGACUCAUUCAUCGGAUUUAUUAUCCUGAUCAAUGCCGUCAUCAUCGGCUUUGAAGCAGAGGUGAGCACGCAAAUCCCUUUUGGUUGUGACGAGAGCUGCCAGUGCGGAGACGCAGGUCGUCAGUCGGAGUGCUUUGCCAUGCCCGAAUGGCUGCAGGCAGUGGACUACGUCUUCGCAGGCAUCUACAUCGCAGAGUUUGGACUGUCCGUAUACUGCGGCUUGCGCGGCUGGCGCGUGCCGUGCACCUUGUUGUGGACUUUUCUUAUGGUGAUGAUCUUGGUCUAUGGGUUUGCCAUCGUUGGCAUUGAGACCAUCCAUGUGGAUUUGACACUGCCUUUGGAACAUCCAUACAACGUGGCAGUGAUGCAAAACUUCGACCGUUUCAGCGAUGCCAUGCUGACCCUCUUCCAGUGCUUCACCCUGGACUCAGCAGGUGAGGUCUAUCGACCCCUGAUCACUCACAACCCAGUGCUGAUUGCGUACUUCAUGACUGUCAUCCUUGUAAUGGCGGUGUCACUGAUGAACCUGGUGACUGCCAUUAUGGUGAAUUCUGCCUUGGACCAGGCAAGCGAAGACAAGGAUGUGAAGCGAGCUUAUGAGGCAGUGCAGAAACGGAAGCAGCUUGAGCAGUUGAAGGUCAUGUUUCUGGAGCUGGACACUGAUGGCUCAGGUGAGCUGACGUUGGAGGAGCUGAAAACUGCUCCGGAGGAAGUCCGCGAGCAGUUGGAAGCAGUGGCAGGCACAGAGGACAUUGAAGGACUUUUUCAGAUGCUGGACUACGAUGGUGGAGGCUCCUUGGACACUUCCGAGUUCUGUGAAGGUGUCCUCAAAGCCUCUACCAGCGAGAAGCCUUUGGAGCUAACGCGCUUGGUCAAGCAGUGCUCCGACAUUCUGCGACUCUGCCACUUGGUACCGAGCUGUAAGCGGAAGACCAGGCUGCCAUGUUUUCUUCCUUUUAGACCAAUGAGAGCUUUUCCUUUUGCACCGUUGAGCCAUAGGCCGGAACAUGUAUGUGAACCAGAAGCAGAAGACAGCAGGAGCGUGUCCCAGGGCAUUUUGGAAUUCCAGCUUAGAGGGAGAUCAUGGGAGAGGAUAUGGGCCAAGCCUAGUGCCAAUGCUGGUCUCCACUUUGGGAUUAUUGAUCUAUUUAUAUAUAUAUAUAUUUAUCAUUUUUUUCAGAGGCUUUGUCGGUAA
This is a messenger RNA of Durusdinium trenchii, 1266 nucleotides long. The record is from the annotation of a GenBank genome assembly. Lineage: Eukaryota; Dinophyceae; Suessiales; Symbiodiniaceae.